GGCGUUUUAAAUGCCUGUUUUCCCUCAUUGCCACUUGAAAUGGAAAUCAAGAAAAUGACUUCCAUCUCCACUCUUCCCGACCUACAACACCAACCACAACCCAUCUUCAAACAAACAAAAAGAAGAACAAUUGUAUUCAAAUCUCUACCACAAACAACCAAAUCGAAUCACCCUAAUCUUUUCUUGUUAAGGUGAGUGAUCUGUGAAGAGUAGUAAAAUGGCAUACAAGGUGGAUCAUGAAUAUGAUUACUUGUUCAAGAUUGUAUUGAUUGGGGAUUCUGGUGUUGGUAAAUCCAACAUUCUCUCCCGGUUUACGCGUAACGAGUUCUGCUUGGAAUCCAAGUCCACCAUCGGCGUUGAAUUCGCCACCAGAACUCUCCAGGUAGAAGGAAAGACAGUAAAGGCACAGAUAUGGGACACAGCAGGUCAAGAGAGAUACAGAGCAAUCACAAGUGCUUAUUACAGAGGUGCUGUUGGGGCUCUUUUGGUUUAUGACAUAACCAAGAGGCAAACCUUUGACAAUGUCCAGCGAUGGCUCCGAGAACUAAGGGACCAUGCCGAUUCCAACAUUGUAAUCAUGAUGGCUGGUAACAAAUCGGAUCUGAAUCACCUGAGAGCAGUCCAAGCGGAAGACGCUCAAGCUUUGGCAGAGAAGGAAUGUCUGUCGUUCCUGGAGACAUCAGCCUUGGAAGCGUUCAACGUGGAAAAGGCUUUCCAAACCAUUUUGUAUGACAUUUACCAUAUUAUAAGCAAGAAGGCACUGGCUGCACAAGAGGCAGCUUCAACAACCGGACUUCCGCACGGAACAACCAUCAACGUCGCUAAUUUGUCAGGUAACGUGAACAAGAGAGCUUGUUGUUCCAAUUGAUCAGGUGUAUUUUCUGUUAAAGACAUUAGAAGAGGCCAGGAUCCUAUCCUAGCUAGCCAGCACGCCUGGACAUUGUUGUUUCUUUUAGUGGUUGAUUUUUUUGCCAUCAAAGGAAAAAAUGAAGCUUUCAUGUCC
Molecule: messenger RNA, 1003 nt
Organism: Tripterygium wilfordii
Lineage: Eukaryota; Viridiplantae; Streptophyta; Magnoliopsida; Celastrales; Celastraceae
Product: ras-related protein Rab2BV-like
Exons: 3
Coding region: 218-868 (216 amino acids)
Cellular component (GO): endosome
Molecular function (GO): GTP binding; GTPase activity
Source: RefSeq, a predicted model, not a curated record